Messenger RNA from Cataglyphis hispanica, 1736 nucleotides. It is a transcript of the gene ATP6AP2, whose product is annotated as ATPase H(+)-transporting accessory protein 2. Gene Ontology annotation, cellular component: external side of plasma membrane; membrane. The coding region runs from base 95 to 1378 and encodes 427 amino acids. NCBI's taxonomy places the organism in Eukaryota, Metazoa, Arthropoda, Insecta, Hymenoptera, Formicidae. Gene Ontology annotation, biological process: positive regulation of Wnt signaling pathway. The record is from RefSeq and is a predicted model, not a curated record. Gene Ontology annotation, molecular function: signaling receptor activity. The transcript is spliced from 9 exons.
GCCACAUGUGAUCUGACGUUGUCACAUGAUCAUGUCCGAAAUUGAUCGACGUUAAGGGAGUGUCUUCUGAAUUUAAUAGUUUUCUCAGGCAACAAUGUUUCGGCAAUUGUUGUUUCUUUUCGCCAUUCUUGCCACAGUUUAUGCCAGUGGCGAAUUCGUCGUUCUUCAUUCACCUGAUAGUGUAGAAUUUACUGUAAAUGGAGAGAUUGAGCAAAGCAGUCUCAAGGAGGUCUUAUCCGCAGCUCUUGGUUAUACUGGGAAGCAGAAAGAUGCAGAUCACAACAUUGCUAUUUGGGAUCCGUUUUCAAUUCCCCAAGCAUUGGUUGUUAUAGCGUGUGAUGGAAUGGAGAUGUUACCUCCUAUGGAAGACAAGAACAAAAUCACAUAUUCUUUGAUUGUUGAUGAAAUGGAAGAGACCACCUGGCAAGCAAUUAGAAGCAGAAUAGAGGAACGAAGCAAUGAUAACACUUUGGUCAGAAUUAAUUUAAGCGAUGGAGUUGAUGCUCUAGGCCAAUCGGCUCUCGGCGAGCUGAAACCAACUAACAUAGAGAAAUUAAAGUUUCUAAACUUGGAAAUUGAGGAGGAUCGCAAAUUCGUCGAGGAGAUGGCUCUUCUUCAUGCUAUUGCUGAUAAUGCGUCCUCUGCGAAAAAACAUGACUCUGGCACAGAUGUUUAUUGGUUGGUGGUUUCAGCACUUAGAGCAGUUCUGGAUCUUCAUGGGAACACCUCGGCAGUGGCCAAUGAGGCAUAUAUGCUACUAAAUGAUGCAAUGGAACAUGUAUCUAAGGCUUUUGUGAAUGCUUAUGAUGGCAAGGUUGUUAUUUCGGCAUUCACGAAUGACGCAAGCAAGGUGAGGAACGCCCGCUCGGUGCUUCUUGAGAGGCAGCGUAGAGAUACUAAGGCUUAUAAAACUAACAGUGUUAAAUCCGCUGGUGGCGCAAAGGGAGCGCCAAUUAGUUCAGACAUUAAUAAUUUUUUCGUCAAGCAAGACGGCGAACAAGACGAGCAAAAUAAUAAAAAGGAUGAAGAGGAGAUAGAUAAUAUGAAUAGUACUAACGAGCCCAACACUGUCGACAGCACUACUGAACGUACGGGCGUUCAGGAUGAUAACGGAACGUCGGAAAAGUCCGUCCUGGACUCCGAUAAUAAGGAAUAUAAGAUAGAUACUAACACACAAACAAUAGGACAGCCUGAAUUUUCCGGCCGUUCGAAAACUUACACAGAAAAUUAUCCUGUCAUCUUCAACAUACUGCUGUGGUUUGGUGUUAUUUUCUUCUUCUCGCUGUUAGCCAUUUGCAUCGCCAUCGCGGAUAUGGAUCCAGGACGGGACUCUAUCAUUUACAGAAUGACAUCGAACCGAAUGAAGAAAGACAAUUAAAGUGUGAAUAUAUAUAGUUGCAAUUUUGUGAUAUGUGUUCUGUGCGAAGUAUACUUAUCGGAGCACUCCUGUAUGCGUAAUUUAUUAGCUAGCUGGAGAGAAUUCAAAUAGCAAGGUCUAUUGCAUAUUUCCGUAUCAUGUAGAUUCUGUAAAUUGAUUGACUCAAUUAUCCGAGUCACACAUUAAGUGGCAAACAUAUAAUUAUAUCUCAUUUUAUUCAAUCACAUAUAUGUGACAAAAUAAUUGUUACAUUAUAAGAGUUGCGCAAAUUUGUAUAUUCCCUUGAAAGCCAAUAAAAAAAUUGGCUACCCUAAAUAUAAUGUAAUUACCCAAAUUAAAGCAUUUUAAUUGUUGAAAA